AUGCAUAUCCCAACCAUCCUCGAGGCCGCCACUCUUGGCCUGGCAUUCUUCACCGCCGCCGCUAUCGCUGCUCCUGUUCCCGCUAGGAUGGAUGAUGGAACAAUGGCAAUGGUUAGCCGCUCAGCCGAGCUUGCAACCGCGGUCUCUGCCGCCUUGGAGAUGGGUGCCGGCGAGCUGAACCUCCUCGAGGAGCGCGGCAAGAAGAAGAAGAAGGGAAAGAAGGGAAAGAAGGAUCAACUGACACCCAGAGCAGGAAAGAAGGGAAAGAAGGGCAAGAAGGGCAAGAAGGGAAAGAAGGGCAAGAAGGGAAAGAAGGGAAAGAAGUUCCCCCGUGCUGAGGAGGACAUCGAGGAGACCAACCAGGAUAACGAGCCGGUCUUUGAGGAUAUCGAGCAGCGCGAUCUCAUCGGCGACCUGAUCAAUGGCAUCAACGGGGUCAACCCCACCGAGCCCAUCGACACUCCUCAACCUGUUGAGGAUGCCGGCCCAUCUCCUUCUCCUGCUCCGGCUCCGGCUCCGGCACCCCCCAAGGCUCCCGGCGCCACUCCCCCGGCCCCUCCCGCCGCUCCUCCCGCGGCUCCUGCUCCUGCUCCCAAGCCGCCUGUGGAGGACGCAGCGGAUUUCGAGGACGCGGCUUUUGAGGAGUUUGACGAGGAGGAUUAG
Pyricularia pennisetigena is the source of this 663-nucleotide messenger RNA. RefSeq lists its product as uncharacterized. The coding region runs from base 1 to 663 and encodes 220 amino acids. The transcript has 3 exons. NCBI's taxonomy places the organism in Eukaryota, Fungi, Ascomycota, Sordariomycetes, Magnaporthales, Pyriculariaceae. The record is from RefSeq and is a predicted model, not a curated record.